AGGCUACGGUGUCAUGGACCACUACAUCAUAAGAAGUAGAGCCAGAGUCAGAGUAUCUUUGUUCUUUUUUUGUUCUUUUUCAUUUUCCGCCUCUGGGGAUCCGACACUAAAAACCCCUUUUUCAUUUUCCUUUCAAAGAAAUGACGUCCUCCGCAAGUUCCUGCUCUGUGCGCCGUUCGCUGCUGCGCCACAGAAGCUCUAGAAGAGGACCGCAGCUGCACUACCCUGACCCUGCUAAUAUGCAGCACGGGUUGAUGAUGUUCCCUCACACUCUACUGCCACCAGCAUGUGGUUUAUUUCCAUGCCCAUCCUACGCCUACCGGACCUUUGUUACAACAACGAAUGCAGCUGCAGGAGGGGCAUCUCCUGGAGGUAGCAGCAGUAGCAGUAGCAGCGGUUUAGACAUCAAGAGGGCGACGCGACUUCCUUAUCGAGGACUAUUGUCGCAAACCGAAACCAGCAGCACCGCAGGGCGAGCAGCGCGACCAAACGAGCAGAUGGUGCUGUCCAACCGACCUAAAAAUUUCUUACAGUCCUCCCCUGUCUUCGUACAACAUGAAAAUGCUUUUGGAAACCCCGCCCAAGCAAAAGUACUACGACAUUUCGCCACAGAAAACAACAAUCCAUCCGACAAAACAUUAACGGCAAACCCCAGCAAAAGUAGUACUAGCACCUACAUCCCCGACACCCGCGGCAUUGACCCCUUGAAGCAGCCAAAGCCCCCAUUCCCCUUUUUCGACUUUUCCGUACCCUGGCAAACGCGGGCGCAGCAGGUCUUCCGUGGGUCGUAUUGUGAGGAAAAAUCCCCCCUCCCCAUAUCAAACGAAGUUUCUAAUGCUGGAUUUCCGUACACAAAUCAGAGCUGUCUUGCAGUACAGGAUUGAAGGCAUAUGCCGCGCCUGAGUACAGGGCUUUGACGUGGACGCUUAGCAUCACAAAUGUCUAUGCUGUAACCCAGGCAGCAUCACAAACCUACCGUCCACAUAAUGCGGCGGAGACUGUAGAGUUGCCUUCUUGCAAGACAAAUGUGAUUUGUGACCUCAAAUCAGCAACACAAAUUUUCGGAGACAUACCUUUUCAAUAUGGGGAGGGGGGAUUUUUCCUUCCAAUAGGUCGCUCUACGUGUUUUCUUCCAUCGUAUUCGGCGGGAUCCUAUCCUGUGCAAAAGUAUCGUACUCGUACUAAUUGCAUUUAUGCAUUACAAAUCCCUUUUUCAAGGUCAAUCAGCAUUACAAAUUUGAUUUGUAAUGCUGGGGCAAUUUGUAAUGCAAUUUAUACUAGUACGUGUGCGAUGCUUUUGCAUUGCAUAGAUUCUCGGGUUCUACUUGUCGAAUUCAGAGAAGAAAAAGCAGCAGAUUCUAGCCGAUUUGAAAUCCGGAAAAAUGUUCUGGGAACUCGUCGGUUUCCGGAUGAAGAACGUAGAUUCGGAGGGGAAUAUUAUUCCCGACGUCGAUAUGGAUGUGUCAGGAUCGAAAUCGACAGAGUCGAAAAAUUUGUGAUGCAUAAAAUGUAGGGCACUGAGGGCCUGUAUUGGGGAGCAGGCAAAUGAGACCGAUUGUAAGCCUGUUUAGGGGGAUACAAUGUGCUGCCGGAGUAGCAUGACAGGCGCAGCCUUCUUUGCCUAAACAGCAUGACAGACUGGGUUUUGGUGCUCCCAAAAUUUGUCAUGCGCCACUUGGAAACUCAGACUCCAACUGGUAUCGAUUUUAUGCAUCACAAAUUAUUUCGAUUUUGUUGAUUUCGAUCCUGACACAUCCAUAGUCGAGGAAGAUAAUUUCUUAACGGACGAGGAGGAGUUCGAAGAUGAAGAGUCGGCUAUCCUACGUAAAAACGUCCCCACCCCAGAGUUGUCAUGCAAAUGCGAACUGACAAGAACAUUUGUAAUGCGCAGCUCCAUGAGAGGCAUUUCCAAUCGUGUUUUGGCAUUUGUAAUGCUGUAAACAGGAUUAGCGGAUGGCUUUCUCAUGCGGCUUCCCUUGCCAACCAGCACUACACUGCAGAGGGAAACCUGUCAUGCACAGGUCCCAAAACCUGGAGACUUGCCUUGCUACAUUCCCAACAUGACUGUGGGGUCGUGGGGACGUUUUUGCUCAGGAUAUCGAUUGAGUUGAGGAAAGUCCUGGCGCUAAACCUCAUCACGGACGAGGUUUUCGACAAUUCGGACAAUCUCUUCGUCAUCGUCGCCAGCAGUGACAUAUGCAUUGCAAAAGCAUCGUACAACUAGAACUAGUCUAAAUUGCAUUACAAAUUGCCUUAGCAUUACAAAGUAUAUUUGUAAUGCGGAUUGGCCUUAAGAAAAAGAUUUGUAAUGCCUAAGCGCAAUUAGAAUUAGUACGAGUGCGAUACUUUUGCACUGCAUAUGACAGGCAGCUCCACGAUCCGGUGUUCAAAAAGCACAUCCGGAAGCUUAUCAUAUGUAAAAACGUCCCCACCCCAUAGUCAAGUUGGGAACUUAGCAACACAAACCCAGAAGCUUUCAGAGCAACGCAUGACAAAUUCCAGUCCGUAGUGUAGUGCAGUUUAGCAAGUGCAGCCGCAUCACAAAUCCAUCUGCUCAUCCCGUUUACAGCAUUACAAAUUCCAAACCGCGACUGGAAAUGCCUCUCACGGAGAUGCGCAUUACAAAUCUUCCUGUAAUCGCAAAUCUGCAUGACAGCUAUGGGGUGGAGACGUUUUUACUCAGGAUAAAGCUGCAAAAAAUGGUGAUCGAGCACUGUACCAACCAGGAAAAACACGCCGGGAGUUUCACCCCGGCAAACGAAAUUAUCUACGCACAGUCCGGCCGGGGCAGUGUCGACUACAACAUGACUCCGGGCACGAUCACGACGAGAGUCCGCGCGGACGCCGAUGGGGUUGAUCCAGAGUCGAGGCCUUUGAUCGGGUCGCAAAUCAUCGGGAUACCGGACAUGCCGAAAACGGACGAGGACUUAGAGAAGAUGCCGCAUCAAAUAUCAACCAAAAAAAGUUCGUCACGAUCACUCAUGCGCAUUUUUGCAAUACAAAACUUUCUGUCAUGCGUAAAAAUGCAUCACAGCCAAACUUCGUAAGGGAUUUCGCUAGUGUUUCUGCAAUACAAGGAAAAGUUGCGAUGCUCAAAAAAUUUGUAAUGCAAAACCUGCAAGGUAGUGACUGUGACAAACUUUUUUCUCUCCAUAUCAAAAAUUGAAGCCAGGGAAAAUCCGGAACAGCUUGCCAAAAGAGAUCAAGUUCUACUACACGAUCCAGGAGAACCUCGCGGUUGACGCGCACACCACGGUGAAAUUCAUGACCUACCGGGGGCACCGCAAGGGAAAGUUCGAGUUCAACUUGUCGAACCCAGCCGCGGUUGCAGAAGGGAAAACUGAUGAGCAAAAGUCGGACGAUAAUAGUGGGACUACUACUUCAACUUCAUCUUCCAAUUCAUCAACAUCUUCUCUCGAAGAGUUGAAACGGCGCAAAAUGGCUGCGAGGGCGGCAGAAAAGGAUCUUUUAAUAGAGAUGAAGGAAUUUGUCCAGACCACCGUGAAACCCUUCUACGAAUUCGUGUCGCAGGAGGACUUUGUUAUCAAGGAAAAGGGUAUCCAGACUAUCUCCGCGGCGCAAUUCGAGUAUGCAUUGCAAAAGUGUAAUCGUACUCGUAUAAAUGAAUUACAAAUGUCCUCAGCAUGAGAAAUAGAAUUUGUAAUGCGGAUUUAGUUUAAGACAAAGAUCUGUAAUGCAUGACUGCAAUUACUACGAGUGCGAUACUUUUGCACAGGAUAUCGAGCAGUUUGUGAUGGAAGACUCGCACGAGUACCCCGUGGUUUUGCAGAUGUACGAGGAAAUAUGAAACAGCACAACUCCCCCUCCCCCACCUUUGUGUUGCAUGAACAGCAACACAAGUGGCAAAGAUGCUGCUUUUGCAUGACAAAUUCCUAGAGGAUUGCAGUGCUGUUUUGGCUUUCGGAAUCUGUCAUGCAAAAAGUGCUAACAGGCAAAAGGUAGACUUGGAAUUUGCAUCACAAAUGAGGGGGAGGAAGGGUUGUGCACUGUAAUAGGAAACCUGCUUUCUGUGCUUCCUCAUGCGCCCCAUGAUGGAGAGCUUGGUACAACAUAAAACCAUGUACCAUUCCGUGCAAGAUGUUGCCAUGUGCUCAAUACGUGAUUCCGAUUUAUUGUGUAUUUUGAUGAUCAUGUGAAGGUUCACGUUGUACACAUCAAAUACUGCACAAAGACCGCUCCUGGAGCAUGUACAUAAUGUUGCAAUGAAAUAAAUCAGGCCCGCCUGCAAGAGUUCGCUUUUCUUGAUCCGGUGCGGUUUCUGCGCAUCAAUGUGGAGCAGAACGAUUUUCCUCCAGGGCUCCCGAUGGCCCGCGGCACGCCGCAGUUUUUGCUCUACAAGGAGGGCUAUCAGCUGCACAUAAUAUGUAGUGUCUGCGUCUGGAAAGAACUUGUGAUGCCAGUCUGUGAAUAAAGAAUGGUGGGCGCACUGCAGUACGGAGCUACGCAUGACAGAUUCUUGAGGUCGUGCUAUGUGGUGCGUAUUUCUAUUUUUACGCAUGACAAAUUUCCGCAUUUUUUCAUGGCAGGUAAGAGGGGCUGUUUGUGGUGCACAACAUGCAUCACAAACCUCGGAUUCAUGCCAGACAAGCAUGACAAACAUGCGCAUUCCUCCAGAGGACCCAGAUCUUCGAUAUUUGCCAUGCAUAAUCGCAAGGGCGUGAAGUGUAUGAACUGCAAAAGUAUCGUAGUACUCGUAUGAAUGCACUACAAAUUUCCUUAGCAUGAGAAAUAAAAUUUGUAAUGUGGAUUGACCUGCUUAAGAAAAGGAUUUGUAAUUGCAAUACGAGUAUCAGAUACUUUUGCACAGGAUAAAGUGGGACGAGUUCAAGCCGCAGGAUUUUGUGACGAAACUGAUUUACGUAUGACAGUGCAUAACUCCCCCCUUCCCUCAUUUGUCAUGUAAAUUACUACCAAAUCCAGGCGCUGCCCCUUGGCACUGUUUGCAUGACAAACUCCAGAAAAGCCCAAACAGUACUAUACUCGUCCUGUGCAAAUUUGUCAUGCAAAGCCAACACUCUUACUGACGCUUGUAUUGCCGUUCAUGCUACACGAAUGAGGGGGAGGCGAAGUUGUGCACUCUCAUAUUCCGAGUUCCAGAUUGAAGACGUAGAACAGGUAGAGAAGCUGAAAAUUCUCGCCGAGACCGUACAGCGCAGGUUCCAGCUGUUCACCGCGGUCGCCAUGUGGCAGUUAGAGUUGAGAAAAUUGGAAGAGGAACUCAGCGCAUCCGCGGAACUCAUGGCUACAGGAGGCGAAAAUUCCGCUGCGGCGCCGGAACCAGACAAGGAGUGGCUCAACCGGGCGUUGCCAGCGGCAGGAAGUGGCGGUGGAGAUGAUAUGCAUUGCAAAAGUAUCGUACUCGUAUAAAUGCAUUACAAAUUUCCUCAGCAUGAGAAAUAAAAUUUCUCAUACGGAUUUACCUUCGGGAAAAAAAUUGUAAUGCAUGACAGCAAUUACUACGAGUACGAUACUUUUGCACAGGAUAGAUGAUGGAUUCUCGCAAGUGAUCGCGGCUCUGAUGGCCGCUGACAUGAAGCGAACGGACACACUGGACCAGAACCUGAAGGUUUUGGAGAAAGAGGCCGAAGAACUAGAAAAGGACGUCUCGCUACUGGGCGUGAUGCUCGGGAAAGCGGUGGAAAAGGGGGAAAAGGACCAAGGGAGAAGCGGGGCAGGUCCAGAGGCGGGGAAAAGUAGCAGUUGUGCCGACAAAAAAGACGGUGACACCACACGAGGCGCCCAGACGAAGGAUGAGCCAAGUAAAUCUGGCGAAGAAAGGAAACACGACAUCAGAGGAGCUGCUGCUGCUACUUCUGCCCAGGACGACGUAUAGCUGCUGUAUUCAAUUACAAUUUAUCGGCUAGGGUUAUUGAUGUUUGAUCGUGAAGCUGAAGGUUCCAAUAAUUCAUUUCUUCCAUAAGGAUCGAACAUCCCAUGAUGAGAAUGACAAAUAACCUUUGGUCUAACUACAUUAUGAUGGAAUUCCUGUUGUGAAAAAUCAACAACACACUCACGCUCUUCCUGUUGCUCUUCAUUGUCAUCACGUACACGACGUCGAUCACACCAGGUCGUCGCCCCUGCUAGCGGAAGAACAACUCCUCCUGCUUCUGCACCCGACCCCUCCGCUCCAAGAGCAGCAGGCCAGCCUUCGAUGGCAGCUCCUUCGAAGAAAAGUACUCGACGAAAAAGUGCGUCGACGCGAGAGGAAGAUGACAACAUCUCGAAGAUGAUGAACCACAAUUGCAUCACCGAAAAUGACGACAGCAACAUCUUCCCACACACAGAGGAGUGUAACUUUUCAUCCGAACAGCAUCAAUCUGCAUCAAGCCGCGGCGCAGCGGGCGAAAACAAAAAUGUUGAAAAUAAAGCGAAGAGUAGAAGUUUCUGGCGUCAGCGGUCAGCAGGCGCGACGACCACAAGCAAUGGGCGACAGCAGGAUGGCGCAGUUGGUGGAGGUGGAGACACUACUGCCGUUCGUGUUGGAAAUACUACGCCGAAGAGGAAGAAUACUCACUACGACGGUGCAGCAGCAGAUGAACCACAAGUAGUUGAGCAUGAAGACCCCAGUCGUGGCAGUCCCAGUGCUCGGGUAGCUGUCGGCAGCAGUCUGAUUUCGGACCUACCCACGCCGUCGAAAUCCAAGAAGGGAGGAGCAUAGGAGGUGGAAGAUCAUGAAGUAGUAUCUAUUACUUGUCUCCUUUUUUCCGAACAAAGUCCUGCAACUACGAAGGAGCCGUCCGCGGCGGCUAAAAAACACGACCCAGAUCAAAAGCCAAUGCGUUUUGAAGUAGGAGGACAACAUGAACCCUCCGUAAUGUUCUUCACUUCAGAUUGCAAAAAUGCGUUGGAAUGUUGACCCUCCAUGUGGGCGGUACUAGAUGUAGGCGCAUUUUUGUAAAACGUCAGAUCCGGACAGUAGAGCAACAAGACAAUAUAAAAUCUACUUGCACGGCCUUGUGUUGAGAUGGUAU
Messenger RNA from Amoebophrya sp. A120, 6992 nucleotides. The record is from the annotation of a GenBank genome assembly. Lineage: Eukaryota; Dinophyceae; Syndiniales; Amoebophryaceae.